CUUGUUUCUGAUAAGACAACGUUAGCGUUCCUGUGCAUUUGUAAAUCAAACAGUCAAACGGUCAACGAAGGAGAGGGUCACAAAACACCCAUCUGAACAGUGCACAAAAAUCUACUGUAGGAAUCCUGAAUUCAACUUUGCACCCGAUGUUCAUCAAAUAGAGAGUUCAAUAUGAGACUGUGGUCGUUUUUACCUCUUGCUCUGAUUGUGCUGGUCAGUCUAGGAAGCAUGCAUUCUGUCAGCUCCCAAUCUCCAUUAUCAGGUAUACCGGACAUGUUGAAAGAUAUGUCCACCCAAGAUAAAGUUGCUCUUAUAGCCGAUAUACUCAUCAAAAAACCUGUAUUGUUUGAAAAACUUGAACAUAUUUUAUUGGGCGCACUUCCUUUGAUUUCAACCUUUAAAAUCAAGCCGGAAAUUAACAUGUUCAUACUUCCUUGGGUUUUGGAUAGUAUUCCAAACGUCCUUCAAAAUCCAAUUUUGUUAAACAUAUCAACUGGCGUAGUGGAUGACAUGAACCACGUGAAUGUCAGUGGUUUGAACACCAGCGGAGUAGAUCCGUUCAUGACUGGAUUCAUGCAGAGAUAUAACCUAGUCGAGUCUGGGAUACGGGCUGCUAUAGACUCCAUCUUAAUCAGCAGAGGCUUAAAUCAACCAUAUUCAAAAUUUGUUGCUUCAAAAUCUACGAAAAUCCUCGAAAAAUAUGGUGUAAAGGUUCUAGAUGCCGCCAUAGAAUACAUCAACACAAUCAGUGUGUCGGGUAUUGCAGCAAAUGAUAGCCGGAUGUCUGAAAUGGAAUUCUGGGAAGGCUUCAGCUUGCUCAGCCUUGUCAGUAGUGUUUUAACUCCAGUUGAACAAUUUCUUCCGAGAGCUGAGGGGAGUUCAAGCUCACCAAAAUGCUACAAUGAUACCAUGAUAUAUCUAAACAAUCUUCUACAAGGGACAACGUGGGCUGUUAAAAUGUUCGACGCUACCGGUAAACCACCCACGGGUACGCUUACCGGUAAUCUCCACUUUGUCGGUUCUUACGAUCAAUGUCUGGCCAUAAAACCGGAGAAGACGGCCACCAACAAGCACCUGUCAGCGACAGGGAGUAGGUACUGCAGAGCCACAUUCGACAUUCCAGCAAAUCUAAUGACCUCGGUGAAAAGUUUUAUCGGAGAUGUGAACACGUAUGGAGUUCCCAUUACUGUCACAUGGGGUUUGUGUCUUCCGUCAACUUGCCAAGAACAUGACGUCACAGACCUGUUUCGAUUAGGUUUUCUUCAAAGUUUCAACCUGGAACCAUCAGUUGUCUGUUACACGGCUCCCGAUCUACAACACGACGAUGGCGCCAUUAUUGUGAUCUUUGUCCUCUGUUUGAUCGCGGCAAUUUGUUUCAUCGCAACAUUAUUUCAUAUCUACCGAUUUGAUGACGACGGAGAAGAGGACGAACCCGUGUUUGCCACCUCAACGGCAGACGCGCAUGACAAUAAGGGAUAUAUACCGGAAGUUGAUGACGAAACGACGUUCUCACCAGGACAAAAAAUAGGUCACGUGGCCAAUGGUCAUAUUAAUGUACCUGAUGAUGAUUCUUUCCAAAUAAAGGAAUCAGGUUGGAAACAAGGAGUCGCCAAGGCGUUUUCUCUUUACCAGAAUAUACCAGACGUGUUGUCAUUUGAUGACGAUCAAGAUUCCAUCCAAUGUGUUCACGGCAUCCGUUUUCUGAGUCUGGCCUGGCUGGUUUUGGGAAACUCUUUCCUUUUUGCUGCUUUGUCUUUAACUAAAGCACCAGUUACUGGUAAUCUAUUGGAAGGUUUGGAAAUGAUGAAGGGUUUUGCGUUUCAAGCUGUAUUCUCAUCUCCCUUUGCCAUAGAUUCCUUCUUUGUCAUCAGUGGGUUUUUGCUGACCUAUAAAUUUCUCAAUAAAUGUACAAAUAAAGGAAAAGUGGAAUGGCAGGCAAUAUUGGGACUCUAUUCCAAUCGCUACAUUAGAAUCACCCCCGUGUACAUGGUGAUCAUGGUCUCCUAUGUGUGGCUGUAUCAUUUUGUCGGGGACAGUCCUGUAUAUCCUAAGGCUAUAGGGGUCGCCGAUAAAUGUAAACAAGAUUGGUGGCAUCAUAUUCUAUUCAUCAACAACAUCGUCGGCACAAGGGGAAACGUUGCCUUUGAACAGUGCAUGCCCUGGUCGUGGUUUUUAGCUUGUAUAAUGCAGUUCUACCUAAUCACCCCAAUACUCUUUAUGAUUUAUCUAUGGUCGUCUGCUCUGGGAUCGGUCUUUGUCGGCCUCCUUUUGACAGCAAGCGUUGUAGCGACAGCGAUCAAAGAGAGGAGGUACCCCGGAAACGUUUUGUCCAUGAUGUCUGACGGCGGGGACUAUUGGAACAAUGUUUUCAUCACCCCCUGGUGUAGGGUCAGUGCCUACUGUGUAGGCAUCCUUCUGGGAUUCUUAUUCGAUACUCUAGAAUCCAGCAAGAAAGUCAAAAUCAGCAAGUGGCAAAAUAUUCUUGGAUGGUUGGUUUCUUUCGGGUUGUUCAUCACUGUUGCCUACACCCCGUUCACCAAGAAUCGUGAGGGAGGGGACCCGUGGACCUCAGUGGAAUCGGCCGUAUACGAGGCCAUGAGUCACGUGGUGUGGGCCGUUGCCCUAUCCUGGGUGAUUUUUGCAUGUACACAAGGUUAUGGAGGUGUCAUCAACUGGGUGCUUUCCUGGCGCGGUUUCCUCCCUUUGUCCCGGUUAUCGUUCGUUGUUUAUCUCAUUCACCCCGUUGUGAUGGUGCUGUUCAUUUACAAUAAACAGGUCUUGGUUUAUAUGAAUACUUUUGAAAUGGCAUACAUGUUUCUUGGCCAUUUGAUUAUGUCGUAUGCUGUCGGCCUUCUCUUUUGUGUUGGUGUUGAGAGGCCUUUCAUUCGCUUACUGAAACUAUUGAAGACGAAGGGGCGGAAGUCCUAAACUUUUUUUUAGAUCGGACUCAAAAUGCAUAUUAUAAAAUAAUGUGUACAAUGUAUACAUGAAUUGACAAUGAACAAGCAGCUAGGAUUUUCAAGCUUUUAGUUGUGUUUUAUGACAUGUUUAUUUUCAGUAUUAAUUUUAAUUAUGGUACAUUGUAAAUACUCUGAAAAAAAAUUGUCCAUGGAUUAUUUUUUAUCCUUAAAUUGUUUACUCAUACCACUGCAAGUUAAUUAAUUAAUAUGUAAAUGAUUUUUUCAAUGUUCAUUUUGAGAGAGAGAGAGAGAGAGAGAGAGAGAGAGAGAGAGAGAGAGAGAGAGAGAGAGAGAGAGAGAGAGAAUAUGGUAUCGCUUAACAAAUACGCAUAUAUUUAUGUAUUUUAAAAAUUGGCAUUAUACAAAGUGUGUAUGCUGAUGUUAAAAUAAAUAUAGAAAUUGUU
Messenger RNA from Magallana angulata, 3364 nucleotides. Its product is annotated as O-acyltransferase like protein-like. The record is from RefSeq and is a predicted model, not a curated record. The coding region runs from base 172 to 2928 and encodes 918 amino acids. NCBI's taxonomy places the organism in Eukaryota, Metazoa, Mollusca, Bivalvia, Ostreida, Ostreidae. Gene Ontology annotation, molecular function: acyltransferase activity, transferring groups other than amino-acyl groups. The transcript has 16 exons.